AUGAAGGAUGUACUGUCUCGGUGUGGACUGCAGCCUCUUCAGGUCCUCCUCUUGCUUCAAACUGUGGGCUUUGCCCACCAGCCUGUGGGGGUACAGGCUGCACAAUCACAGACUUUGUACCAGACCACCAACGCAGCAGCAGAGGACAUCUCCUCAGUCACUGCAGCCCAACAUAGAGACCCUUUCUCCAAGAACUUUUCCUCCAAAGGUCCAGUUGACCUGAACAAUCCAGAAGUCAACUCCAUUGCUGGAAACAACACCUCUGAGAUCUCUGAGGAGCACGUAGUCAUCCACUCAAAGCCAGCAGAGGGCUGGGAUGAAAAACAGGGUGGACCAAGAAUUGGUAGUUUUUCCUUCAUGGCUACAACCAGUGGACUACAGAGUCCAGAAGAAGGUCUGUCUGAGGAAGAGAAAGAGGUGACGCCACUGGUUGGAUUGGUGCCUGCAGUCAAAAUCACAGGGCAAAGUGAAACCACCACUCAGCCAGAAGCUUCUGCUGACAACCCUCCAUCCACUGAUAACGACAUUGACGACUGCCAGUCUAAUCCAUGUCAGAAUGGUGGAACCUGCAUCGAUGAGAUCAACUCCUUUGUCUGUCUUUGUCUGCCCAGCUUCAGAGGAGCUACCUGUGAGAGAGCAGAAACUAAGGGUUGUGAGCACACAUGGAGGAAGUUCCACGGCCACUGCUACAGGCACUUCAGCCGGAGACACACCUGGGAGGACGCUGAGAAGGACUGCAGGGAGCACAGCGGACACCUGGCCAGCAUCCACAGCAUAGCUGAGCAGAACUUCAUCAGAGGUCUGAGCCAUGACAACACAUGGAUUGGGUUAAAUGAUCGAACAGUGGAGGAUGACUUUCAGUGGACCGACAAGAUGGACCUGCGAUAUGAGAACUGGCGGGAGAACCAGCCAGACAACUUCUUUGCUGGAGGAGAAGACUGUGUGGUUAUGAUCGCUCAUGAGAACGGAAAAUGGAACGAUGUGCCCUGUAACUACAACCUGCCUUAUGUCUGCAAGAAGGAAACGGCUCGACAAGCCAAUCGUCACCGGCGCCACCACCACAAGGGCAGGCGGGAGCACAGGAAGCACAAGAGACAUGGCCACAGAGAGGGAGGCCACAACAUCGCCCACAGCAUCGCCCACCUCUGAACCAAAAUAGCCCCCCCUUUGCUACAGACUGAAGUUUGCCUAUCCUUAUUGCCCCAUUUCCUACAGAAAUUAUUCUAACCUUAUAGACAAGGGCCAUCAUGUAUCAACAGUGUGUAGGAAAUGUUCUAGAUUCUGUCAUACCAAUAAAUUGUACAAUGUUAAUCAGUAAAAAAUAAAUUCAAUUCAUAUUUAUCCACAUGCACAUGCCCAUAGGGUUAGGGUACACAUAGACACAUCAGUAUGUAAUCAGUGUUGAUAAAUCCCACAUGCUUGUGCACACUCUGGGAUCAUUUGCGUUCAGAGACACCUUUUAUAAACCAUACAGUAUAUUGUAUCAACACACAU
Labrus mixtus (cuckoo wrasse) is the source of this 1494-nucleotide messenger RNA. Its product is annotated as aggrecan core protein-like. Gene Ontology annotation, molecular function: calcium ion binding; signaling receptor activity. The record is from RefSeq and is a predicted model, not a curated record. Lineage: Eukaryota; Metazoa; Chordata; Actinopteri; Labriformes; Labridae. The coding region runs from base 1 to 1149 and encodes 382 amino acids. The transcript has 7 exons.